UUAAAUAUUAUAAUGUAUGAAAUACAUUGGCAGCAGCAUGAUGGAAGGCACGUUGAUCUACCCUAUCAAUUUAGUCAAGUCUCCAUAUUAUCAAUGAAUAUUAACCUAUAUAUAUAUCAACCUAUCAAAAUGUUUUUCUUCAAUUGCAAGCCUUGUCUCUACUUCUUCCUCAAUCCGUCAUACCCUUUGAGAAAAUGGCUGGCACGCACUUCAUCAGCAUCAUUUCUCUCUUGCUUCUCCUUGUGUCCUUUCCUUACACACAAGCUUAUGAAAAUAGUCCAAAAAUAACAGAGAAGAAAAUAGAUGUAGUUGUGGAAACUACAGUGUACUGUCAAAGCUGUGAGCAUUCUGGAACAUGGUCUUUGACUGGAGCCAAGCCUAUUCCUUCAGCCAAAGUAAGUGUUUCCUGCAAAACUCACAGAGGUCAUGUUAGUUACUAUAAGGUCUUUGAGACAAACAAAAAUGGUUACCUCUAUGCACCACUAGAAGGGUUCAAGAUGCAGAAUUAUAUACUAGAUCAUCCACUUCACUCUUGUUACGUGAAGCCUGUUUGGUCUCCUCUUGAGAGUUGUAGCCUUCUCACGAAUGUUAAUUACGGUUUGAAUGGAUCUCCGCUUCGUUAUGAUAACAAGAGAUUGCGUGGAAGCAACUACGAAGCAGUUAUAUAUGCUUCUGGUCCCUUGGCUUUCCAUCCUCCAGAUUGCUCAAAGACUCACUACUAAUGCAUUAAACAACUAUGAAUUACCCUUCACCAACCAUUGAGAUUCAUUGACUUAUUAUUAUGUUGUUGCUUUUAUUUGUCUCUGUAUUAAGUUUUGCAUUCUUAAAUUGUUUAUGCUAUCUCUUUUUAUAUAUACUGAAUUCAACGUUACUGCGGAUAAUUUACUUUCUGGUUUUUGGUGGAAUUUUGAUUGUUCACUUCAUGUUCCAUUAAAGUGCAAAAAGUUUGUAAAAGUCAGAA
Messenger RNA from Cicer arietinum (chickpea), 961 nucleotides. RefSeq names its product non-classical arabinogalactan protein 31. Gene Ontology annotation, biological process: unidimensional cell growth; root hair elongation. Lineage: Eukaryota; Viridiplantae; Streptophyta; Magnoliopsida; Fabales; Fabaceae. Gene Ontology annotation, cellular component: cell periphery. The record is from RefSeq and is a predicted model, not a curated record.